AUGCUUCGACAGAUACUUUCAGUUACGACCCUACUUGCUUUCGUAACCGCGCAAAAUGAAGGCAUCAUGGAGACUCUCAACACCGUGCCGGAACUCUCCGAGCUCGUGACAUAUCUGGACAAGUAUCCAGGCCUCACCACAUGGCUUCAGGGACUAUCCGAUAUCACAUUCCUCGCUCCAAACAAUGAUGCAUUUGCCGUACUGGCCGACUCAUCAGCCGUACCGAGUCUACCAAUCGACGAGAUCGACGCAGAAGCGUUGAUAAGUUACCACGUGCUAGAUGGGACCUUCUACGGUUUCGGCUACGACGAGUUCAUCCACGUACCUACCGCUAUGCUACCCCAUGCGGACGCAAACGAGUCAAUGGUCACCGGUGGCAGCAUGGUCAUUGCCAGAGGCUCAUCCUGGUCCAGUGCCGUCACGUUCACGUCUGGAGACCAGGAGACGUCUGAGAGCGACGGCGAACCCUUAAACUUCACAGGUGGUGUCAUUUAUACCAUCAACUCCUUCCUGACUCUGCCGCAGACGUUCCAGGAGACCGCUGAGGAACAGGCCAUGCUUGGAGCGCAGCCUUUCGCCGACGCUGUGAUUACGGUUCCUGGCACCUUGGAGAACAUGACGAUCGAUGACUUGUCCGGCGUCACGAUCUUCUUGCCAAUGAAUUACUCCCUGCAGGAAGUCGGCAAUGUGAUUGAGAACAUGACCAAGUCAGAGUUCGAUCGAUUGGUUUCAUAUCACAUCAUCGACGAGGUCUUGGAAAUCAACCCGGAUUCGCCACCCAACGGCUACUACUCCACGUACGAAGGCACCGGCGUAACCAUCUUUAGCUCCAACGACUUUGUGUUCAUCAACAAUGCUCGAGUCGUCAGCUCCCCGAAUUGGAUCUUCAGGGGAGGCAUGAUCUACACCAUCUAUGGAGUCCUCAAUCCCCGCAACGUCUCCAUUGACGCAGACGCGAGUGACGCCGAAAUCGCUUUUGCCGGCGCGACAUACACUCCGGACUUCACAUUCCCUACCUCGGACAUUGGCUCGACACCCACCAGCUCGCCCUCGCCAAUCCCGAGCGCCAGUUCCAGCGGCCUGUCUACUGGCGCGAAAGCAGGCAUCGGCGCAGCUCUAGCGGCUCUUCUAGCCAUCCUCCUCGGAGUCUGCUUGCUCUGGCGUAUGAGACGGCGGAGCAGGCGCGAGCUCGGCGUGGACACUACCGUCCCUAAGUAUCAGUACCCAUUGGGUUAUCCCUUGAAGGACCUGGAAGUGUCGGUCUCUCAUGAGGAGCUGGUCGCCAAUGCGGCAAAACCUGCCCGCGGACCAAUCAAGGCGUUUACUCCGAGUGUGAGCGUCCAUUCACUUGGCCAAGCCGUGAAAGAGACUUCGAUUUGA
Messenger RNA from Cladophialophora yegresii CBS 114405, 1380 nucleotides. RefSeq lists its product as uncharacterized. The record is from RefSeq and is a predicted model, not a curated record. NCBI's taxonomy places the organism in Eukaryota, Fungi, Ascomycota, Eurotiomycetes, Chaetothyriales, Herpotrichiellaceae. The transcript is spliced from 2 exons. The coding region runs from base 1 to 1380 and encodes 459 amino acids.